UCGUGUGUGCCAAACGGUCGCAAGUUGGUGACCGGGUGUGAUUUGUUGUUUAUUCUACGUUUAAUUGGCAUUUUAAUUGUUACAAUAAUGAUAUUUUGUUAACUGGUACAACCGAGAAUUGUUUGUGCAUAUAGUAUUAACGUUGAAAAGUGUUAAGCGAACAAAAAGUGUGUUUCAACUGUAGGCAGUAGCGAGGAGGUAGCACCUGCUGCUAGUGAACUUUUCUCGACAUUCCAGGAAAAUCGGCAGGCAUCGGGGAACAGCUAGCAACAACGGUGGUUGCUGUACGCCUAUUAGCAUCGAUCGACAGCAGGUUGUUGGCUCUGGUCAUAAUCAGAAACCUCACCGAAGAUUUCCUUCCGAAGGUGACAUCGACAAGAUGGUGGAUUCACAGGAGAUCAAAAUGCCUCAACGCCAACAGCAGCAGCAAACAAUUUACGAUAACGAGGGACACGAGGACGGCACCAUGGGCGAUCGUCAGGUUACGGGGGACGACUGUGAGGCUGCAUUGCUGUCUUCCAUUGCGACAAGCGAACUGAUGAACCUGGAUGGGGACGUUUUCCCGUUGGAAACCUAUCAGGAUGUGUUCAAGUUCGAAACAAGCGAACUGGCACCGGCAAUGGAAACUGAUUCAGUACCGGCUACCCCGGCAUUGCAGGCCGUUCUGUUGGAUCACCUGAAGAAAGCUCCAACAUUGGAAGAGUAUCACGAUCCGAUGUACAAUUUCAAUGUGGAUCUGAACGGCGAAACCAGUGGCAAAUCAAGCUGGAUGUUCAGCUCUCGUCUGAACAAGGUUUUCGUCAAGAUGGGACAGGCUUGCACUUUUAAUCUGUCCUGUCAGACGUUCACCUAUCAGCAGUUAUAUGUCCGAGCGAUGAUGGUUUGCUCUGCCCCGGAAGACCUGCACUAUCCGGUGUUUCGAUGCGAAAAUCAUCGCUGUAGCGAUAACAGCAGUCCACCGAUUACGGAUGCGAUCAAAACGCAUGUGAUGCGUUGUUUUAAUCCGACCACGCAGUACGUUGGUAACGAGAAGGGCGUGGCCUUUCAGGAACGGCUCGCCGUAAUCGUUCCCGUGGGCAUGACCAAAACCGAGAAUGCAUCGCUUAAUAUUUCGCUCCAGUUUGUUUGCCAGAACUCGUGCCGGAUCAUCAACCGACGCCAGACUGCUAUUAUUUUUACCUUGGAAGAUGCAGCAGGACAAAUCCUGGGCCGUAGAUCUUUGAAUUUGAAGGUUUGCAGCUGCCCAAAGCGGGACAAGCAAAAGGAAGAGGAAAGUUUGGGACCAGUUAAGCGAAAGAGUGAAGAGGAACUGCAAGCACCACCGGGGAAGAAAGUAGCCAAGGUUUCGACCGUCCAUCGUAAUCCUAGCCUAACAAGUGUAGAAAGAGCAUCUCAGAAACCACAACUCUCGUCUCCACCCCGUGGCAAGGUAGCGUACAUCAAGAAGGAACGUUCAUCGGAGCUGUCUCCAUCGUCUCAAAACAACCAUCAACGGGCCCGCUCGUUGACUCCACUGAACAGUCAGGAACUGGUGGAGCAAACGGCUACCAACAUCAACAUCCCGUUGCCGGGCGUACCUCAUGCGGUCAAGGUUACCGAGUACGCCUUCCAGCUGGUGGCGGCCGAUCUGGUGCGCUGCGUAGACGAUACCCAGCGGAAGCAUCUGGCCGCCUACCUCACGCAAAUCCGACGGCUGCAAAAAUCGCUCACAUCUGGUCGCACUGCCACAAAUAAUAGCAACAGCUCGACGGAUUCCGACUAACCCGUUGUUGUUUCCGUUGAAAUAGUAAUUUAAUUGGUUAAUUUUCCUCAACGAAUAGUUUAAGAAAUCCAGUACUAAUCCAUAAUUUCUCAUUAGAGUUCACCAACGAAAGAUGCAUUUAUUAAGUAGUGCACCACAAAAGUAUAGAAAACAAGUGAAGAGACGUUUCUUUAUAAUUUUUUUUUCAAAUAUCUACACGAACAUUUUUCUCUCACUUCAAAAAUAUUUACUGAAAUUGAACUCAUACCCAAAUCUAAUUUCGCAACAGAAAAUUAAAGCGCUCAUUGAGGGAGCGGAACUUUUUUCGAACCCCCAAUUAUUUGCUUCAAAAUCAAUCCAAUAAUUAGUACGAGAAAAAAAUCUUCGUAUUGUUUUCUGUUUUGGUUGUAUAAUUUUUUAAACAAAUUACCACCAAAGCAACAAAAUGAUUGAUAAUCAUGCUGUCGAAAUAUUGUUUGUCGAAUUUUUAUGCUUCUACUGAGAAAUUUUCAAAACGAUCAGUUUGUUUUUGUUCAAAAUAAAAAAAAAAUAUUUCCGAUUUUUAACUUGUUUUCCGUAUUUUUUUAAACCUUCAACAAAUCCUUGUUAAAGUUUUACUUUAAAAGUGAAGCAAUUUCUACUUAAAAACGCAAUUCGAAACAUUUUACUUGUUUAUUACGUGCAUUUUUACGUAAAGAUACUAUUUUAGAGCUUAGAAACUAACAAAUAGGCAGUACCUUACUAAUGAUAACUUUAAAAAUUACCUCCUUUCCCAUAUAAAGAAUAAGAAGAAAGAAGAGUUAAGUUACUUGAUAGGCGUGUAAGUGAUCGAUUUUUUUCACUAGAAUAUAUAAAAGAACGCUUUACAUUUAUCAUAUAUUCCUUAUUACAAUCAAAGUGAUUGACGUUUAUAAGAUAAUCGAUAAGUGAACGGUUGAAAAAAACAAACAACAAAGUAAAACAAAAAACAUUAAAAAACAACAAAUUCAAAACAAUUUAAAAAAGAAAUUACGAAAAAAAACCAAACACCUUGAAUAAAAAAUC
Messenger RNA from Uranotaenia lowii, 2785 nucleotides. It is a transcript of the gene p53, whose product is annotated as cellular tumor antigen p53. NCBI's taxonomy places the organism in Eukaryota, Metazoa, Arthropoda, Insecta, Diptera, Culicidae. Gene Ontology annotation, biological process: apoptotic process; regulation of transcription by RNA polymerase II. Gene Ontology annotation, cellular component: nucleus. Gene Ontology annotation, molecular function: DNA-binding transcription factor activity, RNA polymerase II-specific; RNA polymerase II cis-regulatory region sequence-specific DNA binding. The record is from RefSeq and is a predicted model, not a curated record. Bases 380 to 1762 code for a protein of 460 amino acids. The transcript has 6 exons.